UAUAACUGAUCUAGAGCAGUUCGAUCCGCACUUUCAGCAGCAAGAAUAUUUUCUUCGAGUCGCGAACUUUUCUCUGUCGCGUUUGUCCGUAAUCCGUAGUUCCGGAGUGCGAAUCCGUGGUGUGUCCGUCGUCGGUCAACGGUCCAGGAAGAGAAUAAAUAUGGCGUCCCUAGUGCACAGCAUCCGCACGUUGGCGUGCCGGAACAAUCCACUGCUUCGAUCACUAGCCAUUCGUACCAUCUCUUCGUCUUCGGCUCUGCAGCAGAGAAGUUGUAAUCAGAGGAUUCUUCUGGCCCAGCCUCAGCCCCUUCUGUCAAACUUUGAGCAAAGCGGACGUUGGCAACUGGAGUGCACCAGAAGCUACAGCGCUAAGGAACCUCUCACCCACCAGCUGAUCAAGGAACGAGUGCUGCUGGUGCUGAAGCUCUACGACAAAGUCAACCCGGAGAAGCUGACCCUGGAGUCGCAUUUCAUCAACGAUCUCGGUCUGGAUUCGCUGGACCAUGUCGAAGUGAUAAUGGCCAUGGAGGAUGAGUUCGGGUUCGAGAUCCCCGACGGAGAUGCGGAGAAACUGUUCAGACCGGCCGACAUUGUGCAGUACAUUGCCGACAAGGAGGACAUCUACGAGUAAGUCUGAUGAUGCGGGGCGAAUAAUGGGAAACGCCUUCUGGGGGUGGUAGAAUAUCGUUGCUGCCUGGAUUGCUGCAUAUGUUGUUUAAAGAUACCGAAGAACACAUUGUGUAGAUUAUAGUGUAAAUGAAAGGAAAUAAAAUUUUGAUUCAACGGCCAGAAA
Messenger RNA from Aedes aegypti (yellow fever mosquito), 793 nucleotides. RefSeq names its product acyl carrier protein, mitochondrial (gene ND-ACP). The transcript is spliced from 3 exons. Gene Ontology annotation, cellular component: mitochondrion. NCBI's taxonomy places the organism in Eukaryota, Metazoa, Arthropoda, Insecta, Diptera, Culicidae. Gene Ontology annotation, biological process: fatty acid biosynthetic process. Gene Ontology annotation, molecular function: acyl carrier activity; acyl binding. Bases 161 to 631 code for a protein of 156 amino acids. The record is from RefSeq and is a predicted model, not a curated record.